Xiphias gladius (swordfish) is the source of this 2654-nucleotide messenger RNA. RefSeq names its product tRNA methyltransferase 9B (gene trmt9b). Lineage: Eukaryota; Metazoa; Chordata; Actinopteri; Istiophoriformes; Xiphiidae. Bases 131 to 1405 code for a protein of 424 amino acids. The transcript has 4 exons. The record is from RefSeq and is a predicted model, not a curated record. Gene Ontology annotation, biological process: tRNA wobble uridine modification. Gene Ontology annotation, cellular component: nucleus; cytoplasm. Gene Ontology annotation, molecular function: tRNA binding; S-adenosylmethionine-dependent methyltransferase activity.
AAUUUCUUCCCACCUUGACAGGUGCGCGGGGAGCUCGGCCAACAUGCUACGGACUUGACACGCAGCGCGGCGGUCGCACGGCGGCAGGCAUGAUGGUGUGAGGCCGCUGCAUGAGGCAGCCAGGACAAACAUGAUGGAGGAGGCUGCCAGCCAGCUUGAGAGGGACCAUGUGCACAGCGUCUAUGACAAGAUUGCUCCAUAUUUCAACGACAGUCGCUACAAAGCCUGGCCCAAGGUACGCCAGUUUCUGCUGGACCUGCAGCCGGGAAGCAUCGUCGCUGACAUCGGUUGUGGCAAUGGCAAGUAUCUCCACAUCAACAAGGAGGUGUUCAAGCUGGGGUGCGAUGUUUGUCGCCCCCUGGUGGACUUUGCCUGGAGCCAAGGACACGAGGUUCAGAUGUGCGACGGGCUGCAUUUGCCUUACAGAGACGGCUGCUUCGAUGCUGUGCUCUCUAUUGCAGUCAUCCAUCACUUGUCCACCAAAGAGCGGCGCAUUCGAGCAAUAAAGGAGAUGGCUCGCACCAUGCGAGUGGGCGGACGCAUCAUGAUCUACGUGUGGGCCAUGGAGCAGAAACGUCGUAAAUUCGAGAAACAGGACAUUUUCGUUCCCUGGAACCCCAACCCUCAUUCGCACGCCAAGCCCAGAAGGAGGGCCACAGCACAGAGCGUGAGCGAAGCCAUAGACAAUGCUGACAAGCACAGGAAGGUUAGAAGCACAUCCUCCGUUGCAGACGAAGAAGACCUGACCUGCACCAUGCCGCAGCAGAGGACUCAGAGACUCUGGUUCUUCUCCAGGUCUCUGGACUCUGUGUUUGACUUUGGAAGUUUAGCCAUCUCCUGGUCAUCCUCCAGAGACCUGAGCACUUUAUCUUCACCCACAGGUGACAACGAGGGGAACAAGGCAAGCCAUCGUGGGAGAGGACGAGGCCUCAUCAAGCAGGUCUCCAGCUUUUUUUCUCCUCCAUCUGUGAUCGGAUCAGAGGAGGACGUCUUUGAUCCGGUCACAGACCUGCACAGGGGACAAAAUGAUCCUGGAGGCAACAACAACACCCCCCCUAAUAACAACGGCACAGAAAACCAGCGUGUCUCAGUGUCUUUAGCCCAGGAGUGUGGGUCUCUGGCCCUGCCAGAUCUGGUGCCUUUCCAGAAGGAGCACCUGAGGCAAUCUGGAGAUGAAAGUGAAGAGGGGCCACCGGGAAAGGAGCAGCAGGAAAGCACACAGAGUCCUCAGGGGAGCGAGGGACAGGUGGAAGGCUCCUGCCUGAGGUACUAUCACGUCUUCAGGGAGGGAGAACUGGCAGAGCUGAUAGGGAAUCAUGUGGAAGAGCUCCAUGUCAAACACACCUACUUCGACCAUGCCAACUGGUGUGUGGUGGCAGAGAAAGUUCAGUUGUGGAAAAUAUGAUUUUUUAACUUGUGCGAUUUUAAUUUGCAUCAACUCUGCCUCAAGUUUUAGCACUGAAUCAUACAUCUGAGGAUUAUUACAUUCUUGUAACUGAGUUACAAGUGUUUAAUGGUACAGAUGUUAGCCAUUGUUGAAGGUUCACUUAACACUGCAGUAAACCAAUCCACUGCUGCACUUCUCUACUUAACUGUUUGGAAAAUGUAUUUUUUUUAGUAUCUUUUUAAUUUUAAGUUAAGUAGUCCCUGAACCAGCUGUGUGGCAGACCUGUCCUUACCUAGCAUUAUCUUAGAUGGUAUCACUGUAGUGUUUUUGCAGUAGAUGGCAGUGUUCAACAAUGGCUAUCACUAUAUACUAGAUACUACUACCAUGUUUUUAAAGUAUUUAUUCUAUUUCAAUACAUGAAACAAACAAGCAUUAUCCAGAUAGCAAGUGUGUCCUCCCUUUUUAGUGUCAAGGAUUUGAUUUUAUCAUCAAAGCUCAGCAAGCUCCAGGAUUUAAACUUUUUUUAAAGAGCCUUUCUGCAACGGGGAUGUUAAGAAAUGCACUGUUUUUCUCUUUGGACUUACUAAUAGCCAAAGGGUAAUUUAAGAGACUACAAUAUAUUCUUCCAUCUGCUCUUAUGUUUCAGUGCAUUGAUUUCAGUGGAAAACUCUUACUUUGUUCUUUGUGUCUGCCUGUUUUACAACUGCACGUUCAUCAAGUCUUGAAUUCGAGGAGCUAAACUUGCGCCAAGUAUCUGUUACGCACUUUUCGACGGGACAUUCUGUAAACCGCUCGUGUGUAGUGUGUCAUCGACACACUUAUAAAAAAAGAGCUCUAAGUUGUCCGGAAUAUCUUCCAGAAACAUUCGUGCCAUUCGCUUGUUGCUUUAUCCUCCAGGUGUCGAACGUGUUGCCAGCGCGUGCGCUCGUCGUUGAUGUUUGUAAUGGUUGCGUAUCGUCUUGUAACAAGCUGAAUGUACCACUGGUAUGUUUCGGCAAAUCAGCUGCCUCAUAUACUGUGAAUAAACAUUGCACUGUACCACAAAUGCGUCGCUGUUUGAUGUCAGUGAAUGACAUAUAGGAGAAACUUGAAACAUACCGCUUAUCUGUAUCCAUGGUGCCAAGGACGGUGCAUGUCUUUAUCAGUACAGUAUGUGUGGACCAAAUGUGUUUGUUGUGAAGUGACACUGGUACCUUUUAAUGUCUUAUGUGACCUGAUGUAAAUGCUCUUGAGUUUUGAUUUGUUUUUCCUUAUUAAAUAUUUUUGU